CGCCAACAUGCGACCAAUUAUUUCCCGUUCGCUCUUUGUGCAAUUCACUGCAAUGGGAUUGGUUUUGGCCUGCACUUUAAUUCAAAUUCUAUUCUUUGCCAAUUUUCUAACGGCCCUUUCGGCCAUAUGGUACUUGGCUGCUGCUGCCCUGCAAUCCUUUCCCAUUUGCUUCACCUGCGAUCAUAUUCUGGCGGAUUGCCAAAAGCUCUCGAUGGCCAUAUUCCAUUCAAAUUGGAUCGGUGCCGAUCAUCGAUAUACUUCAGCCCUCAGGCAUUUCAUGCACAAUGCUCAGCAACCAAUUCGAUUUAUGGGCGGCGGAGUUUUGCCCAUCUGUCUAGCGACCUACAGUCAAAUGGUGAAAAUGGCGUUCUCUCUUAUCACUUUCAUAAAUCAAAUGAAUAUAUUUGAUUUAGAUUGAACAUACAAAUAAUUUAUUGCAAAUCACAUAAUUUGAAAUGU
This is a messenger RNA of Drosophila sulfurigaster albostrigata, 459 nucleotides long. Its product is annotated as odorant receptor 98a-like. NCBI's taxonomy places the organism in Eukaryota, Metazoa, Arthropoda, Insecta, Diptera, Drosophilidae. The transcript is spliced from 2 exons. Gene Ontology annotation, molecular function: olfactory receptor activity; odorant binding. Gene Ontology annotation, cellular component: plasma membrane. The coding region runs from base 8 to 418 and encodes 136 amino acids. The record is from RefSeq and is a predicted model, not a curated record. Gene Ontology annotation, biological process: detection of chemical stimulus involved in sensory perception of smell; sensory perception of smell.